AUGAAUGUUCAAAAAGCAGAAAAACUAUCAGCUAUACGUGUUGAACAAGAAGACGAGCACGGCCGGAUAACGAGAAAAGGAAAAAACGAAGGUGUUGAUCUCGAUAUUCAUUUGAUUUCUGGCAGACUACUAUUAUUGAGUGAAGAAAUAGAUUUAGAAGAAUAUCAAAGACUUUGUAGUCACUUUGGAUACAAUUACUUGGAAGUGUUUAAGAAAGCUCGUGAUUCGGAUAUUAGCACGUCUGAGGAUGAAGACAGCGAAGAUUAA
Messenger RNA from Didymodactylos carnosus, 267 nucleotides. The record is from the annotation of a GenBank genome assembly. Lineage: Eukaryota; Metazoa; Rotifera; Eurotatoria; Philodinida; Philodinidae.